Closterium sp. NIES-65 is the source of this 231-nucleotide messenger RNA. Lineage: Eukaryota; Viridiplantae; Streptophyta; Zygnematophyceae; Desmidiales; Closteriaceae. The record is from the annotation of a GenBank genome assembly.
GGAAGCGGCCUGGCCAUCCCGCUGUGUGCGCAGUAUCACGUGAUAGCGCCCCCGGACACGUGCAGGAGCAUCAAGCAGCAGUACUCGCUCUCCUGGUCCACCUUCUUCGCCCUCAACCCUGGUGUCUUCUGCGCCAACCUCUACCCCGCUGCCACCGUCGAUGGACAGAACUCCAUCCCCAGUGGCGCACAGGUGGGCUCGUGUGGUGCACAGGUGGGCUGGUGUGAGUGA